AUGGGUGAAAUCAAAAGAUGGAAUUUUAACAAAAGAAACUUAGAAACUGAAGCAUUCACCCAUAAGUCGUUUGCCUCCGAAAAACCUGAAAAUGGUCCUCAUAAUGAAAGACUUGAAUGGAUAGGUGAUUCCAUAAUCUCAGCUGUGGUUGCCGAUUAUCUCUUUUUUCGUUUUCCUGAUUAUAAAGAAGGCACGCUUACUACUUUGAGGUCAAACAUUGUUUGUAAGGAAGCGUUAGCUGGAUUUGCACGUAAAUUAGGUUUAGAUAAAGAACUUUUGUUGGGAAUAGGUGCAUUAGCAGCGGGUGAUAGAAAGAAUGAUAGAAUUUUAGAAGAUACAUUUGAAGCAUAUAUUGGUGCCAUUUAUUUGGAUUGUAACAAAAACUUAAAUGAGGUUAUUAAAUUUAUGAAACCAAUUAUUGAACCAUUUGUGGAUGAUUUGGUUGCAAACUCCGGAAACGGUCUUAGUUCAUCUCCUACUAAAAAUGGAGUUGUAUAUGGUCCUAUGAAUAAGCCAAUAGAAUCAGAUUCGUUGGAAAAUCCUAUAGGAAAAUUACAAAAUUGGGCUCAAUCUAGAGGGUUUGAAAUACCUGAAUAUAAAUUCACCGAAAAACAAUGUGAAAAUAAACAAGGUUUCGAAUGUGAAGUCAUUAUUAAGGGUAAAAGUUAUGGCAUUGGUUGGAGUGGUAAUAAGAAGGAUGCAAAGAAAAAAUCGGCGAUUAAUGCUCUAGAAUCAAUUUCCGCAUAA
Messenger RNA from Cetraspora pellucida, 747 nucleotides. The record is from the annotation of a GenBank genome assembly. NCBI's taxonomy places the organism in Eukaryota, Fungi, Glomeromycota, Glomeromycetes, Diversisporales, Gigasporaceae.